Molecule: messenger RNA, 1245 nt
Organism: Drosophila arizonae
Lineage: Eukaryota; Metazoa; Arthropoda; Insecta; Diptera; Drosophilidae
Gene: Arp10
Product: Actin-related protein 10
Source: RefSeq, a predicted model, not a curated record
UUGCCCCUCUGUGAGGCUUGCGUUUGUUAACAAUUAUUGUCGCCAGCUAAAAAGAAUAGGAUAUCAAUCAUGCCACUGUACGAAAGUGUAAUGCAAGAGAAACCCCCAAUCGUCCUAGACAUUGGCAAUGCGUAUACCAAGCUCGGCUUUGCGGCGGAGUCUCAUCCACGGAAAAUAAUACCCACAGAAGUGGUGUUGACCACAACUGGGAAAACAAAGUUCCUCUUUGACUAUGCAACAACGGAGGAACUAUACGACCAAAUUGUUGACUUUCUGCAAACUAUUUUCUUCAAGCACCUGUUGGUCAGCCCAAAGGAGCGUAAAUUUGUAAUUGUGGAGAACAUAUUUGGCCAGACAAUUAUACGAGAGACCCUAGCCCGAGCACUCUUCAUACACUUCGAUGUCUCCUCGGUUCUUUUUGUGCCUGCCCAUUUAAUUGCUCUGUCCACGUUGGCUGUGCCAACGGGUCUGGUUGUGGACAUUGGAUACAGUGAGACAACAAUAAUGCCUGUGUUUAGUGGCGUCCAAAUUAUGUCUGCAUUCAAGGAUCAGAGCUACGGCAGCAGAGCAGUGGAAGAGGAGAUCAAACGGCAGUUGCUAGCAACGGGCGUCAAGGAGCAAUUGCUAACGCCCAGCGUCCUGGAGGAUAUUAAAGUGCGCACCUGCUUUGUGAAUAGCUUUGAGCGUGCCUACAAAGAGGAUAGGCAAGCGCCACCCAAUGUGGAAUAUGGCAUCUGUGAUGAUGAUGCUGUCAUUAGCAUUCCCGGCAGCUUGCGUGAAUCUGUUUACGAGCUGCUCUUCGAGCAGAACAAUGAACGGGACAGCUUGCCGCAUUUGAUAUUGCGCGCCAUACUCGAUUGCAGCAUGGAUGUACGUCGCGCCCUGGUGGAGAGCAUCUUUGUCAUUGGAGGUGGGGCCAUGGUGCCGGGUCUGCUGGCACGACUCAAGCAGGAGCUGCAGCACCUGCUGGCCAAUGAUGACUACUAUGCAACACGUUUCCAUGGCCAAUUGCAGUUCAAGUUCUAUCAAGCGAUUGGCAAACAGAAUUUCACAGCCUGGCUGGGCGGCUCCCUGUGCGGCGCCACAGAUCUCAUCCAAACGCGUUCGCUAACCAAGGACUCGUACCUAAGGAGCGAACAUGUGCCCGACUGGAGUAAUCUAUGCGACAAUCGGCAUGGUGGCUAAGGAUUAAAGGAACUCUCUCUCUCGAUAUACAUAUAUGCUAUAUAUACAAUCUAUGCACAC